Messenger RNA from Spodoptera frugiperda (fall armyworm), 2461 nucleotides. Its product is annotated as serine-rich adhesin for platelets-like. The transcript has 2 exons. Bases 35 to 1354 code for a protein of 439 amino acids. The record is from RefSeq and is a predicted model, not a curated record. NCBI's taxonomy places the organism in Eukaryota, Metazoa, Arthropoda, Insecta, Lepidoptera, Noctuidae.
CAGAAAAGUUCGUUAUUUAACUUAAACCAGCAAAAUGAUUAAGCGAAGUCUAAUCUUACUUUUUUGUAUUUUUAGUUUUAGUUUUGGGUAUCAAUUAAAACAGUAUGUAUCGUUUAAUUUUAAGCAACAAUUAGGAUGUGUUAUAGCCGCAUUGUCACAAAAUGACACCAGUGGAUACAGUGAUAACUACAGUGGAAAGUUAAAUUGUGUGGCUUCGAAUGUGGUUCAACUACCAUCUGGACUAUUAGAAGCGAACAUUUUCAUGGAAUCAACUUCAGAUAAUGAUACAAUCUCUGUACUAGUGUUCGAAGAAAACGAUGAAAUAGUAGGCAAAGCCGACAUCACUGUUUCAAAAACUGAUAUUAAAAAUGGACUUCACACACUUCAUAUGAGAGUUCCCGAAAUGACAGGUUAUGUUGUCCUCAUGGCGCGAACUGCACUAAAAACAAAAACCUUGGUUGAUUCAGUUUACGUCUUACUAGAUAAUCCAUUGGAACAUGCUAUAAAUAGAAAUGAUAACAUCCACUUUACAAUAUCGCCUUUUGACGGAGUUUCUGGAAUUACUUUACCUACAAUAUCAAUUCCAACUCCGUCAACUGCCGCAACCACAACGACUGAAGAACCUACGACCACAGAGGAGCCAACACCAGUUUCAUCAACGACUACAGAGGUGCCAACAACUAUUUCAUCAACAACCACAGAAGAGCCAACAACUGUUUCCUCAACGACCACAGAAGAACCAAUUACUGUUUCAUCAACUUCUACAGAAGAAGCAACUACUGUUUCCUCAACGACCACAGAAGGGCCAACAACUGUUUCAUCAACAACCACAGAAGCGCCGACAACUGUUUCUUCAACAACCACAGAAGGGCCGACAGCUGUUUCAUCAACGACUACAGAAGAACCAACAACUGCUUCAUCAACGACCACAGAAAGGCCAACAACUGUUUCAUCAACGACUACAGAAGAACUAACAACUCUUUCAUCAACGACCACAGAAGAACCAACCACUUCACUAUCUACUACGGUAGAAGAGCCAAUAUCUCCACCAUCAACUACAACGGAUAUCACGGACACCACACCCACCACAAUAGAUCCCACAUCAGAAACUACAAAAGUGACACAGAUAGAAACUACGACAGUUACUUCAGAUCAAUCUACAUCCGCAACCGAGACUAUAGUAACUACAACUAAAACCCCUGAGAUUGCUGAUCAUCCGAAGUUGAACGGAUUCAUAAUAGCAAUAAUAGUUAUUAGCUCUGUUGUUGCUUUAGUCGGUAUAGUAGUUAUUAUCCGAAUUUGUGUUUGUUCUAACAAAGCAUAUAAUUUUAAUGAUACUAGAAACAUCGUAUAGUUAGUAUAUAAUAGUUAUUUAAUAGUCUGUUCACACGCAGGACACGCAAUUAGAUUCUGUGGAUAAAAAAAAAUCUCUUUUUGAAGUAGCUAUAUAUAUCCAUAUAUAUAAAAAUCAAUUGCUGUUCCUUUGUCUCGCUAAAACUCGAGAACGGCUGAACGGAUUUAUCUUAUCUUGGUCUUGAAUUAUUCGUGGAGGUCUAGGGAAGGUUUAAAAGGUGAGAAAAUAUCAAAUAAUUGACGGAAAGCCCUAAAAACAGCCCUUUUCUUUAUCCCAUACAAACGUUUUCUAACUAAUACGUAGAGUCAAUUUGAGCUUUAUUGCUAUUGGAUAAAGUUCAUUGUUGGAUAAAUGCUAUUGGAUACUAAAAAACAAAUGCUAUUGAAUAAGUGUGCGUUGGAGACUUGGAGCACAGAAUCCCUACUAAUAUUAUAAAUGCGAAAGUAACUCUGUCUGUCUGUAAUUACGCUUCCAAGCCUAAACCAGUGAACCGAUUUUGAUGGAAUUUAGAACUGAGAUAGAAUAGACCUUGAUACUUUUUAUUGCAAAAAAUAGCGGAGAAUGGGUAAAAAUAAGGGAUAAAUGGUCAUAAUAUGGAAAUUCGUCAUUUUAAAGGCUGUAACAGUAAAACUUUGUAUUUAGAUACUUAAUGAGGAACGAAAGAACAUAGUCUACUUUUUAUUGCAAAAAAAUAGGGGAGAGUGGGUAAAAAUAGGGGAUGAAUGGUCAUAUGGAAAUUCGUCAUUUUUACAGCUGUAACAGUGAAAUUUUGUAUUUAGACACUUAAUAAGGAGCGAAAGAACUUAGGCUACUUUUUAAUAAAAAGGGUAGAAGGCGUAGUAUGUUUGAUAGAGGAGAUUAAUGUUUGCUUGAAAAUUCGUCAUUUUCGUUAAUACGUUGCCUGUGGCUUCACUCGCGUUCGAUUCUUAUUUAAAUACACAUAUACUUAUUUAAAUCGCCAAUAUCCCUACUACCAUACUAAUGUUAUGAAUGCGAAAGUAAUCCUGUUUGUGUUGAGGUUACGCUUGCACGAAUGUUUUUUUUUUUUUGGAAUAUAACAACGAAACAAUGUAUUUUUUAUUGAUAGGCAAUAUAUAGGAAAUUAAA